Molecule: messenger RNA, 990 nt
Organism: Boeremia exigua
Lineage: Eukaryota; Fungi; Ascomycota; Dothideomycetes; Pleosporales; Didymellaceae
Exons: 1
Coding region: 1-990 (329 amino acids)
Source: RefSeq, a predicted model, not a curated record
AUGACAGGCACUUCAGAUACCCUAACUCUACAUGAGCGUCAACUCAGGGCACGCGCCAUACGGCGUCAGCUGUCAGAUAUCAAUCCAAACAGCACCAACCGCCAGGAACAGUCGUUGUUCUUCCUCAAACUGCCUGCCGAAAUUCGCUUCCUAAUUUAUCAGUUUCUACUCAGCCAGAUUUGUUACUCCGACCGCCCCUUUGACAAUCACUAUCUAUCGAGACUCGGUCGCCCAGGUCAUACUCACCAUACCAAGGUCCAUACGGCGAUACUGCUCACCUGUCGCCUCGUGUAUUACGAAGCCCAUACCAUCCCCAUGCGAAGUGCGACGCAUCAUCCUCAGUAUCCGGAUUACGCUGACUGGCUGAAUUAUAUGACCAAGCAGCAAGGCGUAGAUGCGUACCAUUUGCAUGAUCGUCCAUUCUCUGUGGAUCAACACAGUUUUACACGGUUCUUCCAACCGCAUCUGCACUGGAAGAGAAUUACCUGGUCCCUAUGCAAACGAGAUUGGCCUGCCGCAUUUUCAGGAGACUAUAAAAUGAUUGACGAAUUGACCGAGACGCUCGCUGCCAUUGAAUUGCCAGCCUCCUGUCAAGAAGUCAACGUGGAGUUCGAUUUUGGAGGAGAAGUACCCGAGUCUCGCCAACUCCAGGCCAGGCUCUGUGAGAAGCUUGGAUUUGGAUCCGCUGAGCUUUCAAACGAGCAAAAGAGUAUCGCUCAGCCUGGAGAUAGUCGACAGUCUGCGGGCCUAGAAAGGACCGAUGGAUCAAGACUGUCAUUCGAUGCGACACACUCAAAGCAAUAUUCAUGGAUUGGCUAUAAAACUCGUGAUUGGAGAUCGGAAGGAAAUGUCGAAUUUCGCACUAUCAGAUUGUGUUGGCGAGCCAGAGUACCAGAAAGAGGGUACAUGAGCUACGAUCAUAUGGACUGUUUAAACCUAUCCUACUGUAACAAGGUCAGAGACAUCCAAGAGGAUCGUAUGGAAGAAUGA